This is a messenger RNA of Purpureocillium lilacinum, 2580 nucleotides long. Its product is annotated as dynamin-like GTPase that mediates homotypic ER fusion. Gene Ontology annotation, molecular function: GTP binding; GTPase activity. The record is from RefSeq and is a predicted model, not a curated record. NCBI's taxonomy places the organism in Eukaryota, Fungi, Ascomycota, Sordariomycetes, Hypocreales, Ophiocordycipitaceae. Gene Ontology annotation, biological process: endoplasmic reticulum membrane fusion. Gene Ontology annotation, cellular component: endoplasmic reticulum.
AUGAACGGCCACUUCUCCGCCGUCGGCGACAAGCCGGGGGGCGCGUCCAGCUACGAGCACGGCGUCCAGGUCAUUGACGAGGACAAGGAGUUCAAUGACAACCUCAACGACUAUCUCCGCGUCAGCCAGGUCGCCGAGGCCGGCUUCAACUACCACCUCAUAUCCGUCUUCGGCUCCCAGUCGACGGGCAAGUCUACCCUGCUCAACCACCUCUUCGGCACCGAGUUCUCCGUCAUGGCUGAGACGGAGCGCCGCCAGACCACAAAGGGCAUAUGGAUGUCCAAGAACCGCCGCACCGACAGCCACAUGGCCGACAACAUCCUCGUCAUGGACGUCGAGGGCACCGACGGCCGCGAGCGCGGCGAGGACCAGGACUUUGAGAGGAAGAGCGCCCUCUUCGCCCUCGCCACCAGCGAGGUCCUCAUCGUCAACAUCUGGGAGCACCAGGUCGGCCUGUACCAGGGCGCCAACAUGGGCCUGCUCAAGACCGUCUUUGAGGUCAACCUGCAGCUCUUCCUCAAGGACAAGCAAUCCACCCCCCGCUCCCUGCUCUUCUUCGUCAUCCGCGAUCACAUCGGCAACACGCCCCUUUCGAACCUACGAACCACCCUCAUUCAAGACUUGACCAAGAUCUGGUCGACGAUAUCAAAACCUCAGGGGCUCGAAAAGUCCACGAUAGAAGACUACUUCGAUUUCGCCUUUGCUGCCCUCCCGCACAAGGUUCUACAGGAGGACAGGUUCAAGUCCGAGGUCCAGAAGCUGGGCACGAGGUUCACCGCGGGCCACCGGGCCGGCAAACCCGACGGUCAUGGCGACCACGAGCUCGAGGGCGGCGUCUUCCUGCCCGAAUAUCACCGCCGAAUCCCCGCCGACGGCUUCUCCGUGUAUGCCGAAGGUGUCUGGGACCAGAUCGUCAACAACAAGGAUCUCGACCUGCCGACCCAGCAGGAGCUUCUCGCUCAGUUCCGAUGUGACGAGAUUGCGCGCGAAGUCCUAGUCGGCUUCGACACGACCGUCGCCCCUCUCGAGGAGCAACAGAAUGAGGCCGUCAAGCUCGGCAAGAUCUUGGUCCUGGGCGACCUUGGCACGACCGGCAGCGUGGCACGCCAGCAGUGCAUCAAGGCGUUUGAGACCCAGGCGAGUCGCUAUCACAAGGGCACAUACACGCGGAAAAGGCAGGAGCUGGAAGCCAAAAUUGACUCAAGGCUCAAGACAUUGUAUCUGGGCCAGCUGGCGGCGGCGCAUAAGGCGGGCGUCGCGGCCUUCAGCGAGGCCGUCACGCACAAGGUCAAGGCGGGGCAAAAGGCCGGCGGAGGCUACGAAUUCGCCGAGAUAGUGGCAAACGAGAAGAAGAAGACGCUCGGCAUCUUCAAGACGGAGGCCAUGGGCCUCGCCAUCGAGGGCGUGCCGUGGACCAACUUCAGGUCGCAGUACCAGCUGUUCGAGGCCGAGCUCGACGAGGUCAGCGCAAAGCUGCGCAAGGAGGAGAUGCGCCGACUGGCCACGCGCGUCGAGCGCUGGGUCAAGUCCAGGCUGGGAGAGGCCAUCGGGCUCGAGUUCAACAAGCUCGGGUCCGGCCGAGGCGGGUCCGGCGCGCCGGAAGAAGGCGAGCAGCCCACGGAGAAGGACCUCUGGGACCGGAUCUGGAGCGUCUUCACGGGCAUCGUCGGGGAGGCCGAGGGGCGUUUCGCAGAGCGCGCCAAGAGCUUCGACGCUAGCGACGACGAGGCCGAGGUGGGCAUGUGGCGCCUGCGCCGCAAGAGCUGGGUCGGCCUGCGAGAGAAGAUCGAGGAGGAGGUGAUGGAGGGCAACAUCCUCCUCAAGCUUCGGGAAAACUUUGAGGAUAAGUUCCGCUACGACGAGGCUGGCGUUCCGCGGAUAUGGCGCCCGUCGGACGACAUCGAGGGCAUCUACACCAAGGCCCGCGAGUCCACACUCACGCUCAUCCCGCUGCUCUCGAGGUUCCGCCUAUCCAAGACGUACGCCCCGCCGAACCUACCGGGCUUUAUUGGACCCCAGCCCGGCGGCGUGGAGGUCGGGGACGAGGAGGACCUGACGCCCAUUGGCGGCGUGGAUGAGGAGGAGGGCAAGAGCCUGGAAGAGGAGAUGACGGUGCUGAGCGAGAGCAAGCGGCAGGACCUGGUGGUGCGCUUCAAGAAGACUGCCGACGGGGUGUACGUCGAGGCCAAGCGUAGUGCCAUUGGCGGCGUCGCCCAGGUGCCAUGGUACUUUUACGGCCUGCUCCUGGCGCUCGGCUGGAACGAGAUCUUUAUGGUCUUGCGCAACCCCUUCCUCUUUAUCCUCCUCAUCAUGAUCGCAGGAGGAACCUACGUGGCGUACACGCUCAACCUGCUGGGGCCGAUGAUGCAGAUGAGCAAUGCGGCCUUCAACCAGGGCGUCGACAUUGCCAAGCAGCAGCUGCGCGACUUCAUCGCCAACUCGGAGACGGCGAGGCAGGCGCUGGCGGUGCCGGCCAACGGCAACAGCAACGGCACGCGCGAGGACAUUGACAUGGACGACUUGGAUAGCCGCGGCAAGAAGACGACGAGGCGGGCCGAGGAGCACGAUGAUGAGAUUUGA